Molecule: messenger RNA, 857 nt
Organism: Odontomachus brunneus
Lineage: Eukaryota; Metazoa; Arthropoda; Insecta; Hymenoptera; Formicidae
Exons: 1
Coding region: 511-816 (101 amino acids)
Source: RefSeq, a predicted model, not a curated record
AUCUAGAAAAUAGAAUACAUUUGUGGAUAACGUCGCGAUCGAGGAAAUAUAAGAUGUUACAUGUUCAAAAGUUGGCGGUAUUCUUGUCGAUAAUCCAGAUUCGUAUUAUGCAAAUACAUUCUCAUACAGUUAAGUAUUUUCGGUAAAUAACGCUCCCUUGCGCUUUGAUUGAAACUGUAACAUGUCUCGACUAAGACUAAGGCAAAUGUUCCAGCAAUUGAACUUUGUUCCAAUUGAAGUAUUAAUAAUAUAUUUGUAUUUAAUAUCUCUAAAAAAGAGCUUUCGAUAUUUUGUUAAAAAAGAUAUUUCUUUACAUCAGUUUAUAAUAUUAUAAGAUAUAAAGUUUCAUAUAAACCUUAGUUUUGUUAGUGAUUUAUUAUUUAUUAACAAAAAUGUAAAACUAAUCGUGCUUUCUUAUUAGUUUAAUCAUGAUCACAUUUAUCUUAGGAUAAUCAUAUAUUGCAGAUAGAUGUACGGGACACGAAAGUUUAUGAAAUCGCUUUGGACGAUAUGAAUUAUGAUGAGGAGAGUGAGAACGAGAUGAUUAAAUCGGCAGACCUCGCGGACCUGAAGCCUCUGGUGGAGGAUGAAAGCAAGUACAGAGCGUUACAUUCCCAUGUGAAAUAUUACAAUGAGCGUAAUACUGAGGAUAGAAAGCGACUUUCCAACGUAUUUCCUUAUCUGCGACCGUAUGCAAAGGAGACGUUCGAUUUUGAACAAGAAGAGAAACCAUUUAUCGCCGGCUUUAAGCAUGAAUUGGACAAAGUAAGAGUUUUACUAUUGUUCAAAAAAAUUUUUAAUACAAAUUCUUUAUAGAAUCUACUUAAACUUCUUCAAACCAGCUUUCUUAUACAGCU